Molecule: messenger RNA, 1731 nt
Organism: Daldinia loculata
Lineage: Eukaryota; Fungi; Ascomycota; Sordariomycetes; Xylariales; Hypoxylaceae
Product: carbohydrate-binding module family 18
Exons: 3
Coding region: 261-1616 (451 amino acids)
Biological process (GO): fungal-type cell wall organization; carbohydrate metabolic process
Cellular component (GO): fungal-type cell wall
Molecular function (GO): glycosyltransferase activity; hydrolase activity, hydrolyzing O-glycosyl compounds
Source: RefSeq, a predicted model, not a curated record
UCGGGAAUCAUACGCACGCCUUCCUCAUCCUAGUGUUUGCUUGCCCAAGUAUACACGUGUGGAGGAAGUGUCGGCUGCUGUAUACUGAGUCAAAUAUCCACCAAUUUAUAAUAUAUAUACUAUUCCCGGCUUCAUUCGCUUGAUACGCCCACGAGCAUCCCGUGCUGUAUAUACGUACAGAGACGCACGCGACUCAACUGCUCUCGACUACGGUACAUAUAUUACCGAUAUAAUAAUACCUUAAUAUUCGUCACAUCAACAUGUAUAAGAUGCUUCGAUCGAUACCAGCCCUGGCUGUGGCCUUGCUGGGCGCGUCCACUGUGCUCGCUCAAGAGUCCGCGCCUUACUGCUCCCUCACUAAGAAGUGCCCAGAGGCAACUCCCUGCUGCUCUCAAUACGGUCAAUGCGGUGUUGGCGCGUACUGCCUCGGCGGAUGCGACCCGCGCAUGUCCUUUUCUCUCGAUUCCUGUGUCCCCGAGCCUGUGUGUCAGUCUAGGACGAUGAAGAUGGACAGCACCGACCGCAUCGCUGAUGCCUCAAAAUACCUUGGUGAUCCUUCCAAAGCUGAUUGGGUCGCUCAGGGCAACCCUCUUUCCCACAAUGGCAAUGUGCUCUUGACUAUGCCGCCUCACUCCGCUGGAACUGUCCUCGCCUCAACUGUCUAUAUGUGGUACGGGAAUGUCAAGGCUAACAUAAAGACGUCGAAGGAUGCUGGUGUUGUUACAGCUUUCAUACUGCUCAGUGAUGUGAAAGAUGAGAUCGAUUUUGAGUGGGUUGGUACCGAACUGGAUAUUGUUCAGACGAAUUACUACUUCCAGGGCAUACCCAAUUAUACUCAUUCAGGCAACAUCACCGACUCGUCCAUCAAAAACACUAAUACCGAAUGGCACACCUACGAGAUCAGGUGGACUCCGGAGAAGAUCGAAUGGCUUGUAGAUGAUAAGGUUGGUCGGACGUGGGAGAAGUCGAAGACCUGGAACUCCACUAGCAACCAAUGGGAAUUCCCCCAGACGCCAGCCCGAGUUCAACUUUCUAUCUGGCCUGGUGGUGACGAGAAGAACGCCAAGGGCACUGUUGACUGGGCCGGUGGAUAUAUCAACUGGGACAGUGACGCUAUCAAGAAGGACAAGUACUACUACGCUACCGUCGGCGAGGUUACCAUCGACUGCUACCAGACGGAUAAGGCACCUGGCACGAACUCGGGCAAGAGCUACGUCUACAACGAUGCGAAGGGUACUAAUGAUACCGUUGUAGACGGCGACUCCAACACCGUCUUGAAAUCGCUACUGGGUACCGGCCUUGAUAUGGACAAGGACUAUCCCAAGGACUCGAGCACGUCAUCGGGCACGCAAGAUGUUAUUCCCGGCCUGAGCGGCGGCGGGCCUGGUACUAAUGGACAGGCAGCCGGUGGGAGCAACGGUAACUCGGGUAGCGGCUCGGGCAGCGGCGCUACUACCGCUGGUAGCAGCCCUAACGCCGUCUGCACGGACAGUUUCCAACAGGUCUGUGGUUCCAGUGGCGACGGCAACUCUAACCAAGGUAUGCGGCCAGAGCGUACUUUCGGCGCGAGCGCGUUCGCCGCUCUAAUUGCCGUUGGUGCUAUGCUUUGGCUUUAAAUUGCGAAUUGAGUUCCUGUGUUAUACUUAUAUGUAUAUAUAUAUAUAUAUAUACCAACCUUACAAAAAUGAGUCUAUGGGGGUUUCCUUAGGUUCUGGGUCCGCACGAUCUCUC